UCACAUUGGCAAGAAUUAUUGAGAACAAACUCUUACCAUGACAUCUUUUGGAUGGAAGAGAAAAAUAGGAGAAAAAGUGAGCAGGUCUGUAUCGACUGUUUUCCAGCCAGAUGAAACAGACGAGGACAAUUUUGACGAUGAGGUGGACUGGCUUACUCUGGCCCCGAAACGGAGCUUGAUCCUUGAAGAUGCAGUCAUCAAAAGUGCACGAUUGAAGGAAGAAGGAACGACGUUGUGUGAAGCAGAGAGGUAUUGGGAAGCUAUCAAAAUAUGGAGCGAAGCUAUCCAGCUGACACCCUAUGAUGCUAGACUUCAUGAAAUGAAAGCACAGGCAUUGUUAAUAUUACAUGAAGUUUUUCCUGCUGUUCAAUUUGCAGAGAAGGCCACACGUUUACAACCAAACUGGUGGUCAGCCUUUCAGACCCUUGGCCGAGCUCUGCUAGGUCUUGGAGAAGUUCAUUUAGCUGUACGAGCUUUCAGCAAGGCCGUUCAUCUCAAUCCCUGUGUUCAAGAACUGUGGGAAGAUGACCUUAAAUGGGCCUGCACUCUGCUGGAUCAAAAGGAACACAUUACGACAGAACUUGAAAAAAACACAAAUACCAAUUCAAACGUCCGAGAGAUCUUAAGUGAAGAAGAUGAUGAUGAUGAUGAGGAUGAUAACAAUACCAUUAAGGAUAUUAAUGACAUUAACUCAAAACCUAUAAAGAGUGUGCAGAUUUCAGCAAUGUCAUUAGCAGAAGUGAAAAAAUUGAAAAACAGUUCUUCAGGUAGCAGUACUACUACUACUACUACUACUAUUACCACAACUACUACUGCUGCUACUACUACUACUACUAAAAAGACUAUAAUUACCCUGCCAUCUAAUUAUGUGAUGAUGCGAUAAUUAUCUUAAUACAUUACAUCCUUGGCCACACUUGUAAAUAAUGCUCCUGAAAUAAACCUACUUUCUUAUAAUUACA
This is a messenger RNA of Octopus sinensis (East Asian common octopus), 959 nucleotides long. RefSeq names its product tetratricopeptide repeat protein 33. The record is from RefSeq and is a predicted model, not a curated record. Lineage: Eukaryota; Metazoa; Mollusca; Cephalopoda; Octopoda; Octopodidae. Bases 38 to 883 code for a protein of 281 amino acids. Gene Ontology annotation, molecular function: protein binding. The transcript is spliced from 4 exons.